Messenger RNA from Arachis duranensis, 1466 nucleotides. Its product is annotated as protein BPS1, chloroplastic. The record is from RefSeq and is a predicted model, not a curated record. Bases 23 to 1246 code for a protein of 407 amino acids. The transcript is spliced from 2 exons. Lineage: Eukaryota; Viridiplantae; Streptophyta; Magnoliopsida; Fabales; Fabaceae.
AUUCAAAGAGUUAGCGAGGGUAAUGUUAUCACAGAAUCUCCCUCACCAGCUACCUCACAAAGUUAAGCCUCAAGUCUCAGCUUUUCCCAAUUCAGAGACUCUAUAUGCAAAACACCAAAACGAAACCCUAAGUCAACUUUUUAUCGAUCUCGAUCGAUUCGAUUCUUCUUCAAGUAAAACAUCUAAAAUGAGCCGUCCCCAGGAACCACACAGACCAUUCUUUCCUUUUGGAAAUCCUUUCCGGAUGAUAUCACCUAAAGGAUCUACCUUGUCUCCUCAACUUCUGGCAGUAUUACAUGCCUUUGAGGUAACUCUGGGAGAAAGGCUGAAAAAGCUUAUGCCCAAAAGCAAUGAUGAGAUACUCAGUUUAUCUUGGAUGACUUUGGCUAUGCAAAUGCUUAGUGAGACUCAUAAUGAUAUUAAAACCCUCAUAGCAGAUCUUGAUCUUCCUGUUCAUGAUUGGGAUGAAAAAUGGAUAGACGUGUACUUGGACAUCAGUGUAAAAUUGCUAGAUAUAUGCAUUGCAUUUAGUUCUGAGUUAUCACGCCUGAACCAGGGUAAUCUUUUACUUCAAUGUGCAUUGCAUAAUUUGAAUUCUUCCUCUCCAAAGCAGUUUACCCGAGCUCAAUCUUCACUUGAUGGUUGGAAGAAGCAUAUUGAUUCUAGGAACCCUAGGAUUGAAAAAUGUGAUGGAAUCUUGGAUAAUCUUGUUGGGUCACUUGAUCUGCCAAAGGUCAAAAAGUCUCCCAAGGGGAAGGUUUUGAUGCAAGCUAUGUAUGGAGUAAAGGUUCAGACAGUAUUUGUAUGUAGUGUAUUUGCAGCGGCUUUUUCAGGCUCGACUAAGAAGUUGAUAGAUUUGGAUGUGGCUGAAAUAUAUACAUGGGCUCCAGAAUUUAAAAGUUUGCAAAAUCUUGUAAAUGAGGAAGUUAGAGUUAGAUUUUCUAGUGGGCGAUUUACUGUGUUGAAGGAGUUGGAAGCAGUUGAUUCUGCUGUUAAGGAAUUAUACCCUAUUAUCCCUGAUGUGAUGGAACCCAUUGAGACAGAAUUGGAUCUGAAGACUGUUGAGCAAUUAGGCAGAGUGACGGAGAAGCUUUCAGAAGGAUUAGAUCUUCUUGCAAAAGGAGUGGAUGGCUUUUUCCAAGUGGUCUUGAGCAGUCGUGAUGCCUUACUAUCUAAUCUUAGAUCAGGUGGAACUGUCUAUGAUCGUGGCUCCGGGGGUAAUAUAGGUGUGCAAGCAGUCAAUUGAAUGUCUUGCAGCCUGACCUUGGUACAUACUAAAGCAUAUAGGUACUUGUUUUUCCAUUUUAUGAUUGAUGUUUUUCAAUCUUGUUUGGCUUAUUAUGGUGUCCAAGUUAGCAUGAGUAAUAGGUUAUAUGGUUGUUCUAUGGUGCUAAAAUGUACAUGUCUAUUGCUAUGUGUAAUUGCAUACAAUAAUAUAUAUAUAAGAAAGUUGUAUUGUGCCCAAA